UGUUAACAGGAGAAAAAAAUGGACAUCGACUUUUUCAGGGAUAAAAAUAUGGUUUUUGAGAAGUCUAAAGUGAAAACUCAGAUUUUUUUUUCUUCGUUCAAUUUCAUGUAAAGGACUUCAAAAAUGAUGUUUCAACAAUUUUACUCGUUUCAAUCACUAGUUCCUUCCAAUGAUAUAAUUGGAGUUGGUGUGCUUCUUUCCUUUUGAGUAUAUAUAUUACAUGUAGUUAACAGGUUAAAUCGCAUGAAGUGAACACUUUUCAUAAAAGUUGAAUGAAAGAUGGAAGAACACACAAAACGCACACGAAACAAGAUACUUAAGAUUUUAAACAGCUACCCGUUCACACUAUUGGUGGUCAUUUUAAUAGUGUUUGAAAGUUCUCUACAUGUGGCUGAAGUACUGAUAGAACAAGACAUAAGAGAAAAUAUUGUGGACGAAUGCACAGAAGUCAAGAAUUUUAUCCAAAAACUGGGUCAUCCACAACACGAUACAGUAGAUACUCCUUCAUUAAUGAAUAACGUUAUAAUUGCCACCAAUAACUUCCUCAAUGUGUAUGAUGUCACGAAAAGGGAUAACCAAUCAAAUUGUUCGCAUUAUUCACAUGCCUCUACUGAAGACGAGUUUGUUUUCACUAUGGAUUUUACACAAGACCAGAACAGUAUUGUAUGUGGAACUUCAAGUGAACUGGGGCAUUUUGACAUAAGCCAGGUCUUUUCAAUAGCAGACCAGUUUCUCCAAGAUUUAAGUCAUUCUUUCCGGAUAUUUGCCUUGGGUAUUAUUAUAUUUAUGUCAGUAGAGACUUCGCUUAGAAUGUUCUGUACUGGGUUUAUAUUCCUUAAAAGAAAAAUCGAGGUCUUUGAUGCGAUUAUUGUGUUCACAUCUUUGAUAUUUGACUGCUCGUUUUACUCGAGAAGCUUUCAGAAGUCUUCUAUUGUCGUAAUGCUUCUGUUACCAUGGAGAUUAAUCAGAAUUGUAAGCAGCUUAAUUGCGGCACUGAAUAGUAAACAUAGACGGCAGGUAAAAAGUCUGAGCAUAGGAAAGAAAAAGAUGGAAGAAAAAUACAUCAAAAUAGCCAAACAGUUCCAAGUUGUUAAGGGAAAUGAAGACAACCUUAUUAAGCUGUGUAAACUGAAAGGGGCUACCGGUAGAGAGAUAAAUUUAUGUGUUUAUAAAGGAACCUCUCACAUGACAGUCGAUCCUAACUGUACAAUUGCUUCGAUGAUGCUUCUUGGCGGUUCACUGAACAUGUCAUAUGGAGGAAAUAUGAUCGCCGACAAAGAUCCAAAUAAUAAUGAUAUUGACAAAGCAAAUAUUACGUCAAAAUCCAGUUUAUCUGUGUAUAUGCGACCUAGCAUUACAGACAACCAUCAAAGUCUACAAAUACCAAUGUCUGGGAAUAGAAGUCUACACAUACAAAAGUCUGACAAUACUAGUAUACUCAUACCAAAGUAUAACAAUACUAGUCUACAAAUACCAACGUCUAAGAAAACUAGAAAACAAAUACCAUUUAAGAAUACUGAAAAUAUCUCUGUUAUUCCAAAGUCGUCAACGCCAUUUCUGUUUCCCGCACCAAACUUUUUCUCUCCAUCUAAUUUUCUAACACCAUUUUAUUUGACGACACCGUUAAAUACGCCACAAACAGUCUUCUUCCCUGAUAAUUUUGACUCUAAUCUUGCUAGAGAAAAAUUGUUAAACGAAGGACCAUCAAGUCAGAAAGAGGCAAAGCAACAGAAGUUGGACGUACCAGACAUCCUGAUUACAGAGGACUAAUUUGUGCAUGGGAAACUUUAUAACGAUUAUACAUGUUAUAUAUGCAUCAUUUGUUUAAGAAUUGAAUAAAGAAAAUAUCAAAUUGAAAAAAUACUAUGUUAUUGUAUGUUUAAAUCUAAAUGAGUGUAUUUUUUGUAAUAUAGAUAUUAAUGGACAACAGUAUAAAUAUGUAUCACUAACAAUAGUUGGCUUAAAUAAAUGUAAAUUGGUCGUG
Mytilus trossulus (common blue mussel) is the source of this 1984-nucleotide messenger RNA. RefSeq lists its product as uncharacterized. The record is from RefSeq and is a predicted model, not a curated record. Gene Ontology annotation, cellular component: plasma membrane. The transcript is spliced from 9 exons. Bases 280 to 1770 code for a protein of 496 amino acids. Lineage: Eukaryota; Metazoa; Mollusca; Bivalvia; Mytilida; Mytilidae. Gene Ontology annotation, biological process: proton transmembrane transport. Gene Ontology annotation, molecular function: voltage-gated proton channel activity.